AUGUCAGCCGAUGUUGUUUUCGACGAAGAUGUUUUACUUGAGGAUGGCGAAAUAUUUGACUCGUCGUUCUCCAUUAGUGGAGAGAAUAACUCUAACGAAAACACAACAGAGAAUGAUGCAAUCGUCGCGUUACCGGAUAACGAUUUGUUUAAUAACCUGGAGGAGUGUGGCGACCAAAUUUCGGCUAAUUUAGCGACACGUAUCGACUCAGCUUGCACUAAGAAACCGGCUAAGGAGAAGCUUUUGAAUAUUCAAGAGCGUUACUUGCGUCCUAAGAACUGUUCUUUUCUUUUGGCUCCAAAGAUUAAUCUAGAGCUUUGGGAUGAUUUGUGA
Messenger RNA from Paramuricea clavata, 333 nucleotides. NCBI's taxonomy places the organism in Eukaryota, Metazoa, Cnidaria, Anthozoa, Malacalcyonacea, Plexauridae. The record is from the annotation of a GenBank genome assembly.